This is a messenger RNA of Menidia menidia (Atlantic silverside), 3998 nucleotides long. Lineage: Eukaryota; Metazoa; Chordata; Actinopteri; Atheriniformes; Atherinopsidae. The record is from the annotation of a GenBank genome assembly.
CUGGGGUUACAUCCGAGCACUCGCCUCCCAGAAGAUCGGUCCGGCGAACGAAGCCCAUCGACGUGUCCGUAUGCCUGCGACCGCCUUCAUCUCCACACCUCGAAGGCGAUGAGGCUCAGAAAUGGAACUGUGGCCACCGCAAUCAUCUUCUUCACGUCGUUCCUAAGCCUCUCCUGGUACACCGCAUGGCAGAAUGGCAGAGAGAAACUAAUAGCCUACCAGCGGGAGUUCCACGCUUUGAAAGAACGCCUUCGCGUGGCUGAGCACAGGACGCUGCAGCGCUCCUCGGAGCUGAACACCAUCCUGGAGCAGUUCAGACGAGCAAUCGCCGAAACCAAUAGCAGCAAAGAUGCUCUCACAACCUUCUCAGACGAGACACAGAAACUACUGAAAGAGCUCGCCAACAGAAAGCCUCUCCAGGUGCCAAACAUCUACCACCACCUGCCUCACCUCCUCAACAAUGAGGGCAGCCUGCAGCCCGCAGUGCAGGUCGGCUUGGGCCGCACCGGAGUUACUAUGGUGAUGGGGAUUCCCACAGUGAAGCGGAAGGUGAAGUCCUACCUGUCAGAGACACUGCGAUCGCUGAUAGACAAGCUAUCACCAGAGGAAAAACUUGACUGCGUCAUCAUUGUGUUUAUUGGGGAGACUGACGUGGACUAUGUUCAGAGUGUGGUUGCCGGCCUGGAGAAAGAGUUUUCUACAGAGCUCAGCUCAGGCUUGCUGGAGGUAAUCUCCCCACCAGCCGCCUAUUACCCUGAUCUCACCAACCUCAAAGAGACUUUUGGAGACUCCAAAGAAAGAGUCAGAUGGCGAACAAAGCAGAAUUUGGAUUAUUCCUUCCUCAUGAUGUAUGCAGUGAGCAAAGGGGUUUAUUAUGUGCAGUUGGAGGAUGACAUCGUGGCCAAACCCAACUACUUUGCCACUAUGAAAAACUUUGCCCUGCAGCUGUCGUCGGAGGACUGGAUGAUCCUGGAGUUCUCUCAGCUUGGCUUCAUCGGGAAAAUGUUUCAGGCUUCAGACUUGAACCUCAUUGUUGAGUUCAUCCUCAUGUUCUACAAAGAGAAGCCUAUUGACUGGCUGCUGGAUCAUAUUCUCUGGGUCAAAGUCUGCAAUCCUGAGAAAGACGCGAAACACUGCGAGCGACAGAAGUCCAGCCUUCGUGUGCGGUUUAGACCAUCACUGUUUCAACACGUGGGGCUCCAUUCUUCUCUUGCUGGAAAGAUUCAGAAACUCACAGACAAGGAUUUCCUGAAGCCUUUGCUUCAUAAGAUGCAUGUUAAUCCCCCAGCUGAGGUCUCCACUUCAAUGAAGGUGUAUCAGGGUCAUACAUUGGAAAAGACAUACCUAGGAGAGGAUUUCUUCUGGGCCAUCACUCCUACAGCAGGAGACUACAUCCUCUUCAAAUUCGAUAGGCCGGUUAGCAUAGAGAGGUUCCUGUUUCGCAGCGGUAACCAGGAACACCCAGGGGACAAGAUCGAGAACACUACAGUGGAAAUACUGCCUGUCUCGGAAAGCGGACUGCAGACUAAAGACAAGUACAAGCGAACUGAAGACCGCUUCUAUAGGAUUGGUCACUUUGAGAAAGGUGUGGCAGAGGGGGCAGUCGAUCCUUCCUUCAACCCUGCACUGGCCCUCCGGCUCUCAGUUCUCAAAGACUCUGCUGUGUGGGCCAUCCUUAGUGAGAUUCAUAUAAAGAGGAUAUCUGGCUGACUGCUCAGGACAAGGUACAUGAGUUAUGGCCCCUGGAGGACCAAAAUCUUCUAGACUGCUUACGCAAGGUCUCUGGCACCUAGCAACCAGCAGUGAAGUCAUUAGAGCUGCUCGUCCCAGCUUGUCUGAGGAACACCACCUCUCUGUCCCCGCUCUUUCCUGCGUCCUUUAUGUUGCUUCUCAUUGAUCAGUUUACUCCCUUUCUUUCUCCAUCUUUCGUCACAACCCUGUGCCCCUCCUUAAUUUGCAAGAAUGUGAAUGCUACUGUCGGCAGAACAGCAGUGGAGGGUGUGAGGACGGCCGUUCCCGGCUAAGACCCCAAAAGGGACUGUGGUGUUCAGAAGCUUUGAAAACAAUCAGACAACUCCUGACUGAGGUUGAGUCUUCACAUCUGGUGAGAACCAGUCGGCUGGCCACUUGGUGUUCAUGCUGCCAAAUCCCUCUCUGCUACUCAAUGCUGCCACACUUAGGCACGCUGGGGCAUUGCACUGUCACUAGCGCCUCAGCAAAGCCUGUGAUCGUCAAGAAUGUUGUCAUAACUGAUGGCCAGUUGCUCUCCGUUCUCAGCAGAAAUGAUGGAGCACUAGAUCAACACCAGCCUAUACAAAAAAAAAGUAACACUUUCCUCACUCCCAUCAAAAAGCGUGAAUACAUAUACUGAAAAACCAACUCACAAUGUUCCAAAACUUCACCUGUAGCCAGCUGGUGACAACCUGGACCAUAGGGCAGUAUCAGUGGUAUCCAUCAAGAAAAUAAGUUCAAUGAUAUUACAUCUGUCUUGCCUCUUGUUUGACAGACUGUGUUCAACCUCAGUGUCCAUUUUUAGAAAAUUAAUCGGACUUUGCCUUGGCAACAUUUUCCUGAAGGAAUAUAUUGUUAUAUUGAUAUAUUAUUACAACCAUGACGAUCUAUGAAGGUGACUUAAUUUAUUUGAAAUAAAUCUUUCAUUUGUACAAGAGGUAAAAUAUAUUUUUAUUCUACUAAGAGAUGUUUAUGGUAGUUGAGUCUGUUUUUGUGUACUUUUUUGCUUCUUUUUUGUUCUAAAUCUAAAGUGCAUCUGUAAAGUUUUAUUUUAUGGUAAUGGAUACUUGCAAAGAUUGAUCUGAAAUAAUUUAUUUUCUAUUAGGAAAGGGUAGGAAAGUUGUGAGUAGAGUCUGUUAAAGUCAAUGUGGAUGUGGGUCUAAAAUAGAAAAAUGUGCCUUAUAUCCAGAUCUUUUGAAGUUGCCCCCACAUCAUUAUAGCUUGUUCUCCCACACCUUUUCCUACAUAUGAAUUGCUGGAUAUAGUCAUAAUUUAAACUUCAAUUUAGGAUUGGACAGUAAGGACAAUAUUUUUAAGACUGAGUGAAAGAAAUUAUGGUUUUAUCAGUUUACCACAUGAAAUGGCAAAUUUGCACGGCCCUUUUUUUUCUUGCUUGUUUGAUUACAUCAAUCGCCAUUGUACCUCAUUUUCCAUCUUCCUAACUUUUAUUCAAUUGCAAUUAAUUUAGUCUUUCUGCUUUUUUAAACUAACACAAUGUUAUGACUACUGAUUAUUGCAGAGUGCCACUGACUGUACAUAUAUAUAAAUGGCAACGAGCAAAGUUUCUUUCUAGCAGUCUCUUUUGCUUUGUAGUAGUUUAUUCAAAUCAACCUGGCAUCUUUUCUGUAUGUUGCCAAUGUUGUGGCUGUGAUACUUAAAUGAUCUCACAUGUUAGUUCUAUUUUUUUCCUCAGUUAGUGAAGUGCCUUUUGGUAGAAUUGAUAUGAAAUUGGUCAAUUCUUGCUUAUCAUGCUUCUUUGCAUGCAUGACUAUUAAAUGUAAUUUCUAAGGAUGUUCUUUCUCCUCCACCCCUGAUCAAAUAAUCUACUCUCUGUCUUUACUCACUUCGUUCUCUGGCUCUUCAUCACUGUCCUUUAAAUGGUUGAAGAUGGCAGGAAAUUAACAAUAUUUGUUUUCAAAGGAAAUUUCAGUUGGACUAAUACAAAUUCCAUUCCCUUGCUUUCCCAUAUCCAUAUACAGAAUAGGAUUGCAUGUAAGGGGCAUGGAAUUGUCAUGUGAUCCAUGGGAAUCCCCUGCCCCAUUCUCUGGAAUGUGGGACAGGAGAUGGAAAAACAAAGGACUUUCAUUCAACAGCCUCUAGCAACUCAUCAAUUCAUGUGCCUUCAUUGUGUACAUGUGUAUGCCUGACUAAUGAUUUUUGUCAUUAUUUCUCAUGGACAUAUUGAAAAUAAAAGAGAAAAGUUAGUGGAAAUCAUGGUCAUCAUUGUGUUGUCAUUUUGAUAAUUUUUCAUCAGCCAUACCAUCUGC